UACAAAUAGCAGAGGACUUCUCAGCACAGCAGAAGUAACACUAACCUCUCCAAACAAGACAGAAGUGCUCUCAGCCAGCCGGAGUAGAGACCAACUUCUUUGGAUAUUACAUAAAGUUCUCAAUCUCCCAAAAGAGACUCAAAGCUUUAAGAGGCUCACUCUUUCACCGUAAGAGCUGUACAACUGCGUUGUGUUCCCGGCAGCUUGAGGUUUGUGCAUAGCGCCAUGGUCACCCACAGCAAGUUUGACAACGCAAUGAGCAGCAGCCUGUUUGAUGCAAGCAUGCGGCUGCCGUCUCACCAUUACAAGACCUUCAGCUCGAAGCUGCAGUUCCAGAUGGUGCAGCAAGCCGUCAGGAUGCUCCAGGAGAGCGGCUUCUACUGGGGCUCCAUCAGCGGCAAAGAGGCCAAUCACUUGUUGAACUCGGAACCUAGCGGGACCUUUCUGGUCCGAGACAGCUCAGACAACCGGCACUUCUUCACGCUCAGCGUCAAGACCGAGUCGGGCACCAAGAACCUACGGGUGCAGUGCGACAACAAGUCCUUCUUCCUUCAGACGGACUCCAAGAACAUGCAGUCCGUGCCUCGCUUCGACUGCGUGCUGAAGCUCGUCCAUCACUACAUGCCCUUGUCCAGAAGCUCUCUGUCCAUCGGGAGCUCGAGGAACUCAUACUACAUAUACACGGCGGGCGAGAAGAUCCCUCUGGAGCUGUUGAGACCCCUUCCUUGCAUCAUGUCCUCCCUGCAGCAUCUCUGCAGGAAGACUGUCAAUGGACAUAUAGACGUUUCCAGCAAAAGAGAGCAGCUGCCCCAACAGCUGAAAGACUUCUUACAAGAGUAUGAUGCUCCCAUUUAAAGAGUUGUGGCCAGCGAAGAAACAAGAAGUGGUGAGGGAGCUAAAGCUAGGUGUAAUGCGAGGUAAAGCUUGUUGGACCAAGAAGUAUUGAGCUGUUCAUGAGUACAUGGAGUUUUCCAAUCAACCCUGUGCGGUCAUGAGUACUAUCACUGAUGCAUUCUUAUGCAACUGAUCUUGAAGCAUCGAUCUUGCCGUAACAGUCUCGAUGAAUGGACGUUUUGUACUGUUUUCCCGUACCAGUGCCAGUAUCGUAACCCACUCUGUGGGCACCAAUCACUGCCUUUGCACUGUCCCGAAUCUGUGAGCUCCGCCAAGCAGGGAGAUAGCGAGCCAUUUAACAGAAGUCAGCCGCCGCCUGCUUCCAAGUAAAUAUUUGUGCCUUUCAGCAGAAAAAGGAAGAUGUCAGUUACAGCACAGCACUGUGGCAUAGUGAACAUGCCACUGAGAAAUGCCUUCUGGAGUCAGGACUGAACACAGAUCGAGAUGGACACAUGUCGAUAUUCUGCUUGUACUUGAAAGAGUGACACUUUGGAACAAAAUGUCUGUGUUUUUUUAGUGGUUCGUGUCCGAAGCAGUUCAAAGCAGACUGCUCGUUCUUGAAUGUAUUAACACACGUGAGUGUUUUGUGUCUACCGAUCACCCAUGUUUUACCUUGUCACACAUGAUGCUGUUUACAUACAUGAAGAUUAUGAAUUUAGAUCGGUUAUCUUUUGUGAAGACAUCUCAACCAUGUUUUGAUGUUACAUAUUUAUAUUUAUGAAAGCAAGAAAACAUUUCAGUAAUUUAUUAAAGAGCGAUAUUUUUGUAAAAAUGAACUCGAUGUCUCUGGGUUUUUCAUUUCUUAGACUGUUUUACCUCAGAUUCACACUAAUUCAGAAUAAUUCAAAAUGUAGAUGAAUCAGAAUUGGCGGCGCCUAUGAUUCAGAUUCCCGGAGUGUCCUUGCCUGGAAGGGAUAAAGUUGAUUCAGAGAUAUUCACUUUGGUGAGCGGGAAUGUUCCCCCCACCCCUCGCUCUCUGACAAGGCUCUUCCAGUAAGACUUUGACUGAUAUGAGGAAGCUCGGGAUAACAGUUCAUGUUUUAAACAGUAUUUAAGAGAACAACCUUGGACAAUAAAAGAGAGUUAAUAUUUAGCAUGUGGGAACAAAUGAGUGGAUUACAUGAGAGAAGAAAAAAUAACUAAUUGUGUCUGUGAAUGAUAAUAAAGUUACAUUUUCUGUGAGUUUA
This is a messenger RNA of Carassius auratus (goldfish), 2081 nucleotides long. RefSeq names its product suppressor of cytokine signaling 3-like. Bases 226 to 855 code for a protein of 209 amino acids. NCBI's taxonomy places the organism in Eukaryota, Metazoa, Chordata, Actinopteri, Cypriniformes, Cyprinidae. Gene Ontology annotation, biological process: intracellular signal transduction; phosphatidylinositol phosphate biosynthetic process. The record is from RefSeq and is a predicted model, not a curated record. Gene Ontology annotation, molecular function: 1-phosphatidylinositol-3-kinase regulator activity. Gene Ontology annotation, cellular component: phosphatidylinositol 3-kinase complex. The transcript is spliced from 2 exons.